UAUUAUGUCAACAAAGAUUUAUAUAACUUUUAGCAAAUAUAAGUACGAGCAAUCACUAGAAGGAAAAUUACGACCAGCAAUAUGAAUCCGCAAGGAUUUUUCUUUUGUAUAAAAGGCGAGCGAUGUUGGAACGAUGGCAUUAAGUCUUCAAGUGUUGUGAACUACUUUGGAAUUUAAUUGAAGAUCUUAAGAAUGAAGCCAGUGACAGCAGCCAUCUUGAUUUCUCUUGCCUGCAUGGUGCAGUGCGGAAAGGAUAUGUAUACGAGUAGAUACGACAGUAUGAACGUAGACGACGUUAUAGGAAACCAUAGACUCCUACACGCUUACGUCAAGUGUAUGCUUGAUGAAGGAAGAUGUACUGCUGAAGGAAGGGAAUUGAAGAAACACAUUACGGAUGCUCUCCAGACCGGCUGCAGCAGGUGCACUGACGCUCAGAAGAAAGCCAUACGACAUGUGAUCAAGCACUUGAUUGAACACGAACACGACUUCUGGGCACUACUUGUAGAAAAGUAUGACCCUCACAGAAUUUACACCACCAAAUAUGAGGCAGAAAUGAAAAGGACGAUGAGAUCAAAAGAACAAAUGUCAGAAUCUGGUGCAGGACAUGAAAAAGCAGAUAUGAAAAUGAUGGAAGAUGGUCCAGGAUAUAAAAAGGCAGAUAUGAAAAUGAUGGAAGGUGGUUCAGGGCAUGAAAAAGCAGAUAUGAAAAUGAUGGAAGGUGGUCCAGGACAUGAAAAGGCAGAUAUGAAAAUGAUGGAAGGUGGUCCAGGACAUGAAAAAGCAGAUAUGAAAAUGAUGGAAGAUGGUCCAGAAUAUAAAAAGGCAGAUAUGAAAAUGAUCGAAGGUGGUUCAGGGCAUGAAAAAGCAGAUAUGAAAAUGAUGGAAGGUGGUCCAGGACAUGAAAAAGCAGAUAUGAAAAUGAUGGAAGAUGGUCCAGGAUAUAAAAAGGCAGAUAUGAAAAUGAUGGAAGGUGGUUCAGGACAAGAAAAAGCAGAUAUGAAAAUGAUGGAUAAAAUGAGCUCUAAAACUGGCAUGGCUGAAAAAAAGAGAGCUUAAAACGAAAUGGCUGGAACAACCGACAUAAAAUCCAAAAUGACCGAAACAAUGUAAUAAGUACCUAUAAUCCACAGUUAAAACAUAUGGAAAAAUUAUCCAAUUAAUAAUUAUUAUUAUUAAUAAUUUAAGUUAAUGAAUAAGUUUUUGUUAUUAUAAUUAUUAAUUUUUACACGAUUCUUUUUUAACUCGACGCUAAAAGAUUAAUGAUAUUUUUUACUACUGUUUUGUUGAGCAAUGUGUAUUAUUGGUAUUAUUUAUUUAUGAGAUUUGUAACAAUUUAGAUAUUAUAUUUAAUUUAUUGUAAUUAUUUUUAAACUAUUUAUUAUUGUUAUUUUAAUUAUAAGUAACGUAAUCUAAUUAAAGAGCAAUUUAAAAAUAUA
Messenger RNA from Manduca sexta (tobacco hornworm), 1436 nucleotides. RefSeq lists its product as uncharacterized. The record is from RefSeq and is a predicted model, not a curated record. Bases 193 to 1056 code for a protein of 287 amino acids. Lineage: Eukaryota; Metazoa; Arthropoda; Insecta; Lepidoptera; Sphingidae. The transcript is spliced from 3 exons.